GUUCCAGGCCGGCUAGCUACGGCUGCUGAAGGGCCCGUCGUUGAGCUGCCUUGGUCACCGCCGCCUUAUGGCGGCGAUCGGCGUGCACCUGGGCUGCACAUCAGCCUGUGUGGCUGUCUACAAGGAUGGCCGGGCCGAUGUGGUUGCAAAUGAUGCGGGGGACAGAGUCACGCCAGCCGUCGUUGCUUACUCGGAACGUGAACAGGUGGUUGGACUGGCGGCAAAACAAAGUAGGAUAAGGAAUAUCUCAAGCACGGUAGUGAAAGUAAAACAGAUCCUUGGCAGAAGCACUGCUGAUCCACAGGCUCAGAAAUAUAUCUCGGAAAGUAAAUGCUUAGUCAUUGAGAAAAAUGGGAAGUUGCAGUAUGAAAUAGAUACAGGAGAAGAAACAAAACUCGUUAGUCCAGAAGAUGUUGCCAGACUGAUAUUCAGUAAAAUGAAAGAAACAGCACAUUCUGUCCUGGGCUCAGAUGCAAACGAUGUCGUUGUUACCGUCCCAUUUGACUUCGGAGAAAAGCAGAAGUCUGCUCUGGGAGAGGCAGCUGGAGCCGCCGGGUUUAAUGUGUUGCGACUAAUACAUGAGCCGUCUGCAGCUCUCCUGGCCUAUGGAAUUGGACAAGACUGCCCUACCGGGAAGAGCAAUGUUUUGGUGUUUAAGCUGGGAGGAACAUCCUUGUCGCUCAGUAUCAUGGAAGUGAACAGCGGGAUGUAUCGGGUUCUUUCCACAAACACCAGUGACAACAUCGGGGGUGUGCAUUUCACAGACAGCUUAGCUCAGUACCUGGCUUCGGAGUUCCAGAGGCUGUUCAAGCACGAUGUGAGAGGAAGUGCCCGGGCCAUGAUGAAGCUGAUGAACAGCGCUGAGGUGGCCAAGCACUCCCUGUCCACCCUGGGAAGUGCCAAUUGCUUCGUGGACUCCUUGUAUGAAGGUCAAGACUUCGACUGCAAUGUGUCCAGAGCAAGAUUUGAGCUUCUUUGUUCUCCGCUUUUUAACAAAUGUAUAGAAGCAGUCCGGGCGCUCCUACAGCAGAGUGGAUUUACAGCAGAUGACAUUAACAAGGUUGUGCUGUGUGGUGGAUCGUCAAGGAUCCCAAGGCUGCAGCAGCUGAUUAAAGAUCUCUUCCCAGCUGGGGACCUUCUCAACUCCAUCCCUCCAGAUGAGGUCAUCCCUAUCGGUGCAGCCAUCGAGGCCGGGAUUCUUGUUGGGAAGGAGAGCACCUCAGGGGAUGACUCUGUCCUGAUCGAGUGUUCAGCCCGGGAUAUUUUAGUUAAGGGAGUCGAUGAAUCAGGUGCCAACAGAUUCACAGUGCUGUUCCCCUCUGGGACUCCUCUGCCAGCGCGAAGACAGCACACGCUACAAGCCCCUGGCAGUAUAUCUUCUGUUUGCCUUGAACUCUAUGAGUCUGAGGGCAAGAACUCUGUUAAAGAGGAGACCAAGUUUGCACAGGUUGUGCUCCAGGACUUAGAUAAAAAAGAAAAUGGAUUACGUGAUAUAUUAGCUGUCCUUACUAUGAAAAGGGAUGGAUCUUUACAGGUGACGUGCACAGACCAAGAGACCGGGAAGUGUGAGGCCAUCACUGUUGAAGUUGCAUCCUAACUGUUCAGAUAAACCAAGACGUUUUUUAGAACUGUAAUAUCAACAUUAUUUGGUUUUGUGUAUAAGUGUUGUUUAUAAUAAAAUGCUUUUUCAAAGAAUGGUAUAAGCUAUGUUUCUAUUAAAAUACAAUUCAUUAGUAA
Rattus norvegicus (Norway rat) is the source of this 1737-nucleotide messenger RNA. RefSeq names its product heat shock protein family A (Hsp70) member 14 (gene Hspa14). The transcript has 14 exons. The coding region runs from base 68 to 1597 and encodes 509 amino acids. NCBI's taxonomy places the organism in Eukaryota, Metazoa, Chordata, Mammalia, Rodentia, Muridae. The record is from RefSeq and is marked validated. Gene Ontology annotation, molecular function: ATP hydrolysis activity; ATP binding. Gene Ontology annotation, cellular component: cytosol; protein folding chaperone complex; ribosome.